Messenger RNA from Tympanuchus pallidicinctus (lesser prairie-chicken), 20035 nucleotides. It is a transcript of the gene GUCY1A2, whose product is annotated as guanylate cyclase 1 soluble subunit alpha 2. Gene Ontology annotation, molecular function: heme binding; guanylate cyclase activity. Gene Ontology annotation, biological process: cGMP biosynthetic process; response to oxygen levels. The record is from RefSeq and is a predicted model, not a curated record. Lineage: Eukaryota; Metazoa; Chordata; Aves; Galliformes; Phasianidae. Bases 16 to 2178 code for a protein of 720 amino acids. Gene Ontology annotation, cellular component: guanylate cyclase complex, soluble. The transcript has 8 exons.
CCGGCCCGCGGCACCAUGUCCCGCCGCAAGAUCUCCUCCGAGUCCUUCAGCUCGCUGGGCUCCGACUGUCCGGAGACCAGCCCCGAGGAGGAGGGCGAGUGUCCGCUGUCCCGCCUGUGCUGGAACGGCAGCCGCAGCCCUCCCGGCCCCGCCGAGCCACCCCUCGCCGCCGGCGCCGCCGCCGUCGCCGCGGCCAGCGCCGGGGCUCGCCGCGCUCCGCGCCGUCGGCGGGUCAACCUGGACUCGCUGGGCGAGAGCAUCCGCCGCCUGACGGCCCCCGCGCCUCAGACUAUUCGGCAAACUCUUCAAAGGACACUGCAGUAUUUUGAGCAUCAAGUUAUUGGGUACAGGGAUGCAGAGAAGAACUUUCACAAUAUAUCAAACAGAUGCACCUACACAGACUGCUCUGGCAACGAAGAAACUGAAGAUGUCUCAGGAAUUCUCCAGUGUACAGCUAAUGUACUUGGUCUGAAAUUUGAGGAAAUGCAAGAAAAAUUUGGGGAGGAAUUCUUCAAUAUCUGCUUUGAUGAGAAUGAAAGAGUUCUUCGAGCUGUAGGUGGGACCCUUCAAGACUUCUUCAAUGGCUUUGAUGCUUUGCUGGAGCACAUUAGAACUUCAUUUGGAAGACAGGCCACCCUGGAAUCCCCAUCUUUCCUAUGCAAAGAGCUCCCUGAAGGCAAUCUCAUGCUUCAUUACUUUCACCCACAUCAGAUUGUAGGGUUUGCAAUGGUGGGAAUGAUAAAGGCAGCAGCAAAGAAAAUUUACCGAUUGGACGUGGAAGUAGAACAGGUCACUAAUGAUAAACUGUGUUCAGAGGGGACGAACCCAGGUAAUUGCAGCUGUCUGACUUUCCUUAUCAAAGAACACGAAAAUGCAAAUAUCACAAAAGCACUUCCAUCAGGAACUUCCCAGUCUCCCUUAGAUCUGAGGAUUAGUAUCAGCACCUUCUGCAGAGCGUUCCCCUUUCACCUGAUGUUUGAUCAAAACAUGUUUGUUCUUCAGCUGGGAGAAGGUCUAAGGAAGCAGCUCAGAUGUGAUACCCACAAAACUCUGAAAUUCCAAGACUGCUUUGACAUAGUUUCUCCUAAGAUCAGUGCCACAUUUGAACGAGUCCUCCUGAGGUUAUCUACUCCCUUUGUUAUUCGGACCAAACUUGAGGAUUCUGACUCUGAAAAUAAAGACAAGGUGAUGGAAGUUAAGGGACAAAUGAUUCAUGUGCCAGAAUCCAAUUCAAUUUUGUUUCUGGGGUCUCCCUGUGUGGACAAGCUGGAUGAACUGAUGGGCCGAGGCCUCCAUCUGUCGGACAUACCUAUCCAUGAUGCUACUCGUGAUGUUAUAUUGGUUGGGGAGCAAGCGAAGGCCCAAGAUGGCUUGAAAAAAAGAAUGGAUAAACUGAAGGCAACGCUAGAACGCACACACCAAGCCCUGGAAGAGGAGAAAAAGAAAACAGUCGAUCUCCUUAUUUCUAUUUUCCCUGAAGAAGUGGCUCAGCAGUUGUGGCAGGGACAGCAAGUUCAGGCCAGGAAGUUUGAUGAUGUCACCAUGCUCUUCUCGGAUAUUGUUGGCUUCACAGCCAUCUGCGCGCAGUGCACACCCAUGCAAGUCAUCAGCAUGCUGAAUGAACUCUACACACGGUUUGACCAUCAGUGUGGAUUCCUGGACAUCUACAAGGUGGAAACAAUAGGUGAUGCGUACUGCGUCGCAGCAGGGCUCCACAAGAAAAGCCUUAGCCACGCUAAAGCCAUUGCCUUGAUGGCACUUAAGAUGAUGGAGCUAUCAGAAGAGGUUCUCACUCCAGAUGGGAGCCCUAUUAAGAUGAGAAUAGGCAUUCACUCAGGAUCAGUGCUGGCCGGCGUUGUUGGUGUAAGAAUGCCACGCUACUGUCUCUUUGGAAACAAUGUCACCCUUGCAAGCAAGUUUGAGUCAGGAAGUCAUCCGCGUCGCAUCAAUGUCAGUCCAACCACAUACCAGCUUUUGAAAAAGGAAGAAAAUUUUAUUUUUAUCCCUCGUUCCCGUGAAGAGCUUCCAGAAAACUUUCCAAAGGAAAUUCCUGGGAUCUGUUACUUCCUCGAGGUCAGAAGUGGUCAGAAGCAGCCAAAACCCUCCAUCACAUCCGCCAGAGUGAGGAAAGUUUCUUACAACAUUGGCACCAUGUUCCUCCGGGAGACCAGCCUAUGAGGCCUGCUGCAGAUCAAAGACUCGUGAAAAAGCACAAGCCCAGAACUGGGUCACGCCAGGGGAAUCGGAGGUUCUUUCUAUUUCACUGCCUUGUUCUGAACAAGCAGUAAAAGCUUCAUGUAAUGUCAGGCAAUAAUCAUUUUAAAGGUGGGUGACUGCUGUUGGUAAACAGAGUGGAGAUGAUAGGGAAAAAAGUGUUUGAACAAAUACUUCCACUUCCAGAGGAAUUUCAUUAGUAAACUUGAGUCUGGCCCCUUUAUGACAAACAAACACAAACAAAACGAAAAAACAACUCUCAGAUUAGAGGUUGGUUUUGUUUUGUGCAGAAUGAGUGAUGGUUCUCUGUAGAUUUGCACCAGCUAAGCAGAAUUGAGAGUCAGUUCUGAUUAUGCAUUCCUACAUUCAGUGUGUUCUUCAGUACGGUAAUGAUGUUUUUUAACUUUAUGAACAAACAUUUCAUACAUGUACUGUAGAGUUGUUGUAACCUUCCUGGCAGGAGGAAUUAUAAUUCAGUACAAAAGUUGUAGGGAUUUUACCUAUUUUUAUACAUGUUUCACUUUCUGGAUAAUUACAUUCCACAUACUGUAAGCUGAGUAAGCCUAGAUAGCUUUUCAGAAGAAGUUACUGUAUAUUUCGUAUAUUCUGCCUAUCAAAGCUUAUUGUUAUACACAUGGGAAGAAGUCAUUUUUUUGACUUUUUUGGCAUCAAAAAAGAUCAAUAUUUUAAAGGAAAAAAAAAAAACCCACUUUGGUAAACCUCUUUACCUGAUGUUUAUGCUAAACUUUAGAUGAGCAUUGUCUUGCUAAUACAAAAUAAUGUUCAGUAUUUGUCCUAUAGUGCUGUGUGUCUACUGUUUCUGGGACAAAGCAAACAAAAUGUAAAAUAACAAUUUAUUAACAAACAGAAAAGUUCUGUUAUACGCAGUGGGGCUUUUUUUCCACAACAAAUUCCCAUCCAAAUUAAUAUCGGGUACAAGUCCUUCCUCUGAGAGAGUCCAGCAAAUUCUGGAGCAUUCUGCGUACUGGUUUUCCAGUUUUUUAAAAGAACUUCUGCUUCUGCUCUAAAAAUCCUAUCUGCUAUUAAAGAUGCUAAUUUGGAAAUUUCCUCUGUGGUGGAUUGGAUGAAAGGUUUAUCUAAUGUAAACCAAAAAAUACUGAAAAGGGAAAGAAAGUAAUGUCUCAGAUUUAAUGAAAAUGCCAGUUCAAGAUUUAGAGCAGUCUAUGUUAAUUAAAUGAAUAAUUAAAAGAAAAAAAAAAAAAAAAAAAGGAGGCCCAAUUCCUGGUUAAAUUUAAAAUAGUUUUAUUUUCUUCAGUGAAACCAACUGAAACAAGAAACGAGAUGUAAAUCUGUCCUCCCAGUAGACGCAUUUUCAAGCAGUGUUUAUUUCUCAGGCUUUCCUUUGCAGAAGUGACAGCAGUCAGUUUUCUUUUGUAGGUGUACUUCCUUUAAGGUCCUACUGAAUUGAGCCAAUAUUCUUCUAGUUUUGUAAAUUGUUAGAAAACAUUAAUGCAGUGAUUUCAAAUUGGCUUAGCUUUACAAUGGCCUGAUCAAAGGUCGAAGAAAUCAAAGACAAAACUCUCAGCAGCUCAGCUCUUCUGUAAUCCUAAUCAGAAAUUUGGGCCAUAUUUAUGGAUUUGUUCAGUUAUCAAAUCUUGAAGCGCCGUUUGAAAAUUAGUGAAUAACAUUCUCCACAUGUUCAAAUUACCCAGUUGUACCUUUGUGCAGAGGGAACGACAGUGCUCCAUUAUUCCUCUUUGACUCAGGACAGGAACAAUUCAGCACGGCACAGCCAUCCUGUUACAGAAAAAAAUUCAUGCUUCCUUCCCAUGAAGCCUGCCUCUAUGAGAAAGAACCAUUUUGAACCAACGCAGACUUUGUCAGGUAGAAGAAACAUGAAUUUAUUAUGGAAGAUGUUUUCUUGCUGAGAAGGUAUCUGCAUGGGCAUGGCAGGGGCAUUGGAACUAGACGAUUUAUAAGGUCUCUUCCAAACCAUUCCAAUGUAUGAUUCUAUGAAUAUUACUUAAAUAGAAAUUCCCUUGUUUUUUAGAGGACCACUGAUGUUAAAGAUUUUUUCCAUAGCAUCCUUGGGAUUGGAGGAGUUUAUCUUCUACCUACCUUGAUAAACACCAUCUGCAGCUUUGCUUUAUGUCUGAAAAAUGACUUGAUGAAAACUGUUUGGGCUUGAGGUUUUAGAAUUUCCAUCCAAACCAUCAAUCCAAGAAUUUUCUGCAUCAAAGGGCAAGAUGUUUUACUCUACAUCCAUUAGUUUGCAUAUUCACAGCAUGUAGCAUUCAUUUCUUUUUUUCUGGUGAACAUCAGUGAGACCUGCAAGAAUUAUAUAUGGAGCAAAGUUCCAGUUCAAUCAUGGGAACAGAAACAUUGCUUCUGAGCUAAUAGAGCUGUGGUUUUGAUGUCAUUACCCAGUUCCCUGUAGUGAUUAUCUUUUUCCCAGCAAUACAUUUUUCUUUUAAUCAAUACAUCAAGAUUUCAUUUGGACUUUACUGGCACAUCCUCAUUAUUCAGUAGGUGUUAAUGUCAGAUUACUAAUCUCUCUGGCCAAACUCAGUUUCUUUUCUCACCGCCCACAGUCCUCUGUAAUGAGAACAAAUGAAGAGGUUCAUACCAAAAGCAUAUUGCUCAACAUCCUGUCUCUCACAACUGCUAAUAGGAAAUGCCUAGGUUUAUUCUGUGGGUGAUCUUGGUAGAUCCAUGGAAACAUUUUAAUGAGAAAUGAUGGUCAAAAGCUAAUUCAGCUAUUACACUGAAGAGGCAUUCAAAAAAAUUGUAGUGCCAUCCUCACAGUCUCCAGUUACAGUUUGUUUGAUAAUCUCUGUAAUCACAGAGAGAGCUCCCCAAAUUGGAGCAGAUUUACUGUAUAAUAAUAGACAGUCUCCAUUUUUUAUAAGUUUCUGUGAAGGUAACAUGCCAAAAACUUCAGCACUGAUGCUAUGUAUUGUCCUAUUUGCUUCUGUGUUAGGACAGGUUAAGUUAAUAGAGAAGUGCAGGCUUUCUAGAGGCACUUGGUCAGUGAGAGAAAAGUAUGAAGCAUUCUCAGCAUUGUUUAACUUAGUAGCUGCAUCUGCUGCCUGCAGUAUUUGGUUACACAUUUAUAACCAAACAUUUAUUUGUUGGACACCUGUAUGAAGUGAAAUAUAGUUUAUUAGCAAGGUUAAUGCUGUGAAGUUGGUUAGAUCAUAGUCAAACUCAGCAUUUGGUCAACAGCGCUUCAUUUUAGUGAGAAAAUGUUCUCAUUUGCCUGAUAUUGUUUUCACGAAUAAAAGGCUUUGCAGUGUUUUUUCCCUGGGAUGUUGAGGCAGAGAGGUGCUGAAAUGUAGAAAUCACAUAUUGUAGUUGGAAUUUCCUCCUGAUAUUUUAUUUCCUAUUAAAUAGAUGAUCCUUUUUUCCUCUCUGAAAAUAAAGAGAGGAGAUCUACUGCAUAUUCCCUGAAUGGGAAGGAGAAUGCAUGGGCCCAAGCUGGGGUUAUUGGUCUUUUUGCCACAGCCUGGUUCUGUGCAGCUUGCCCCUGAUCCAGGCUCAGACAGACUGGAGACCAUAGGCUGACCACAGAGGCAGACUCACAGGCCAACUUCUCUUACUAAAGGCAUGAGGCCUAAGUAAACAGAAACAGCAGUUAUUCCCCCAGAGCACCUUUUAGAGGUUUUCUGUCAGAUUUCUCCAUCUACUUGAAGCUCUCUGUCACACAGGCUUUUCUGUGAUGCAGGGCACAGAGGUCAAGAACUCAGAGUGAAGGAAAUUGUAGAGCAGUGGAUUAAAUUUUGUUCAGUAUCACUCUGGAAAUACCUACCAUACAAAGACAAAAGCCGCUGCAUGGGAGAGUUACUGCAAACACAGAAUUUUAGUAGUGUGGCUGUCUUGCAGAAUCCCACAGGGUUUUGCUCUUUUAAUUCCAAAAAGCUCAUAGUUGUUAAAUGUGGUUGUGGUUUUGACUUCACUGUUCAUUCCCACAUCCAUUUUCAGAUCUCAGUCUGUUCAGAAAGGCACUGUGGGGCCUGGAAGCAUGCCUCUGCAAACAGAAAACCAUCUUGUAUGGGAAUUGCUUAUGCUGAAGAAGAAAUACUUGCACUUUGUCACUAGCUGGUCCUACUGAGGUUCAUCUGUAUGCGGAUGCAGUUUCAUAGUGGUGUCCCCUCCUGUGUUCACGGUGCUUCUGUGCCUGCAGAGACAUCCACCUUUUCUCUGUUUUCCAUUAACAUUUCUCUUUCAUAUAUAUAUGUAUAUAUGUAUUUCUGUAUAAAGCAAAUGGCGCAGAACUGUGGCGUGUUGCAAACAUUUAAACAUACCAUAGCUCUGCGCUGAGACUUAUGCUCUGCUUACUGAUAUUGUAUUAAAUAUUUCUUUCUCUGAACAAAAUAAUAGGAUAAAGAUCCUUUUUAUCCCAGCAGACUUUAAAAUGAAGGGGGAAAUAAAAUACCACAAACCAAUUUGAAUUGCAGAUGGGUGUGAAGCUUGUAUCAGUUGUUGGGGCAAGUGUAGCUGCAGAAUGGCUUUCAGAUUCUUCAGCAUCCAGAGGAAGCCCUCACGCUUUCUAUCUGCCAACAAGACUAAUCCAACAGCAGCAUCACAAACAUCUAGCAUCCUCUGCACUCUUUCAUCUUCUGAUCUCAGGCUUCUGCCUCACCUCUGCUGAGUGCUGACAGCACACUGAGCAGACCCACUUCCCCGCCCUAACUCAGUCACAGAGCUUCUCACUCUGUUUUGGACACUGUUAUUGCUUUGUAAAAUUAUGCUUUUGUAAUGUUACAGAUAACAGCAUGCUUAAAUUAGCAACAAAACAAGAAGCAUAAGCUUGACAGCUGUCUCUUUAGGAAAGACAAACCAGCAUGGUGAGGCAGUGAAGUUGCUUUUUACAUGAGGAGGCAACUGGAAUGUAUCAAGCUCUACCUGGGAAUGGACAGUAAGCAAGUAGAGAGCUUGUGGGUGAAAAUUAAGGGGCAGGCUAAGGUGAGUGACACUGUUGUGAGUGUGCACUACAGGCCACCUUAUCAAGUGAAGGGAUUUUGAUGAGGCCUUCUACAAACAGCUGGAAGCAGCCCCACAGUCACAGUCAGUGGUUCUGAUGAGUUUCAGUCAGUCUGACAGUUGCUGGAAAAACAGUGCUGCCAGGUACAUACAGACCAGGAGAUUCAUGCAGUGUACGGAGGCGAAGUUUCUGACACAAAUAGUGGAGAAGUCAAUAAGGAGAGAUUUGCUGCUGGAUCUUAUUCUUACAGUCAAGGAAGCGCUGUCUGGGAAUGUGAGGGUUUAGGGCAGCAUUCAUGAGAUGAUGAAGUUCAGGAUCUUGAGUGGAAGAAACAGGGCAAUACGUAGGAUCAUUACUCAGGAGUUCUAGAGAGCUGGCUUAGAUGUUUUUGAAAACCUACUUGGAAAGGUCCUAUGGGUUAGAGUGUUUAGACUGUAAGGGGGGUUCAAGAGAGCUUGCUGACAUUCAGGUGUCACUUCAAGCUUAAGAUCAGUGCAUCCCUAAGAGUAAGAAAUAAAGCAAAGGUGGCAGGAAAUCUGCGUGGAAGUUGCACUCAUGGAUAAACUCAAAGGGAAGAAGGAAGUUUAUGAAAUGUGGAAAAAGGGUCUGGCCACAUGGAAAGAAUAUAGCAAUAAUGCCAAAGCAUGCAGGGAUGUUGUGAGAAAGGCUAAAGCGCAGUUGGAAGUAAACUCAGAAACAGUUGGCUCCCUUCCUUCAAAGAAAUGUGUUAUUCAUUGAGCUUUUCUGGAGUUGAGGAUGCCAGUGGCAGUAAAGGAUGGCAUGAAUUGAAGAUGCUGAUUUUGCAGAAGGCUCCAAAGGCAGGAGUUUCACCUUCUGCUGCUACUGUUUGUGCUUCCACUGCCUUGCAUACUCUUCCUGUUCUGGUUCAGAAUUCUGUUAUUUAAAAUUUAAAAAACCUCCACUCUUUUUUGUUUUGCAGCAUAGUAUGUGCAGUGUAUGACAGAUGGUGAGAAAUUCUUAUCAUUGUUCUUAUUAACAUCUGUUGUUGACAUGACUGCUUACAUCUAAAGGAAAAGUAGGAUCAAAGGGUUGAUCUUGCUCUUAUUUGCAGCAAAGACAAUACUGCUACAGUGACACAGCAGGCAGUUGCAGAGAGGGGGAGGACCGCAGCAGAAGUUUUCACUGGGGGAUUUGGGUGAAAUCAGUGCAGUAACUGUCUGCUACAUGUCUGAUUUUAACUUUCCUAAGCACUAGACUUAUCCAUGUAGCAAGAAGUUAUUCUUCAACAAUGUUAUUAAUUUGCAAUGCAUGAGCAACUUCACAACAAAAAUCUAUAAACUGUUUAACUUCAUAUGCAUGUUUGAUCUUUUGUGGCUUGGCUUCUAAUCAUGCAUGAAAGCAAAUAAAACAGUGACACUGGGGAAUGCAGCAACUCAGUCAUAGGUCACAAGUCAUUCACCUUGGCAGAUGCUUACUUGUUCCUGUGGCUUAGAAAGGUUAACCUCCACUUAUCUCUGAUCCCAGUGUCACUGCAGCAACUAAAUGGCUUCUGAAAGAAACAGCAUGGGGCAUCUAGUUGGGGCUCUCAUUAGAGAGGCCAAUACAAGAAAUUAUGCAAAGUGGCAACUUUGUUGGCAGCCUUAGCAAGAAGAGCAUCUGGAGGCAGAUGCUAAACUGGCCAUCUGCUCUUGGGAUUUUAGUUUCCAACGGCGAGUGAGGCUGAACAUGUUUUAUUUUGGACAAAAAAAAAAAAAAUAAAAGACACUGUCUUUCAGUGCUUGUUGUCCUUCCUCCCCCCUCUCCUCUUCCCCCCCUCCUGAUUCUAGACACAGCAUGAGGCUGCCUAAAACCUGCCUAUAAUCUGCCUGGGUGUGCUUGUUUCUUUGUGAUCACAUACAACUGAGUCUAGAGAUCUGUUUUUUAAGAUGUCCAAGGAAAGUGAGAUUGAUCCCAUUGAUUUAAGCUUCUCUAGACCAGUGCUGUCUCUGAAAUCUUUUAGUCUGUGCUGCUUUUCAGAGUUUUAAAUUGGCCGAAGAAUUGGUAGAUGGACAGAUAAGCACAGUCCAGGAUGAACAGUGGUUUGAUAUGGUGACUACCCAGAACAAGGGCUACUGCAGUUCUAGAAAUCUCUUCCUUCUGCUGUCUGAACCACUUACGUAAGCUAUAAGUGUUGCCAAUCACAACUCCUGGAUUUUGCGGUGUGUUAAAAAGAGCGUGGUCAACAGGUUGAGGGAGGUGAUCCUCCUCCUCUACUCUACCAUGGUGAGACCACAUUUAGACUACUCUGACAAGUUUUGGGCUCCCCAGCUGAAAGAAGGCAGAGACCUCUCCUACAAGGAGUCAACUGGAGGGCCACAAAGAUGAUAGAGAGUCUGGAGUGUCUUCUGUAUGAGGAAAGGAUGAGUAACCUGGGUUUGUUCAGCCUGGGGAAAAGAAGACAGGGGGGGUUCUGAUUAAUGUUUAUAAGUGUCUGAAGUGAGGCGGAAGGCAAAUGGAUGAGGCCAGGAUCUUCUCAGUGGUGCAAAGUGAUAGGAGGAGGAGAAACGGCUUAAAAUUUGAACAUAGAAAGUUCAAUAAUAACACAGAUCUUCUUUAUGGUAAGGGUGAUGAAGCAGAACCACUGGAAUAGGUUGCCCAAGGUGGUUAUGAGGUUUCCUUCCAUGGAGAUAUUCAAGAUUCAUCUGGACACUACCUAGGCAACCUGUUGUAAGAUGCCUGCUUCAGCAUGGGGCUUAAACUCAACAGUCUUUUGAGGUCCCUUCCAACCCCAGCAGUUCUGUGAUUCUAUGAUCUCGUUAUGAAUGUUCACCUGAGCCAUAUGGCAGAAUGCCUAUAUAAACCUUGCUAGUUAUUCUGUUGUAUUAGAUGAUAAUAAAGUAUACAAAUGCUAUAGGGCAGAAGAAUAGUUGUUGGGUUAUCGUUAAUAUAUUAACGUUAAAACAUUUUUUGGUUUUGUGAUUUCGUUUUGUAGGCCCAAAGUUACUAUUAGCAGAAGGUCUUAUAUUGAGAUAACUGUUUUUUAGAGUUAUAUUUGCAAUACUUUGAAAUGACUACUCUUGAAGCAAUAAGUUCAGCCAUGCAACUCUAUUCCGCUGUAGACUCUUGUAAGACAGCUAUCACCCUAACAGAACAUUUUUUAACAAAACAUGAAAUGACACAAUAACACCCUGUUGUGUAUUGUUUGUCCUUCCAUCCUCUUCUCCAAAGGAGAAGAGAAUGUAGUGGAAUAAUUUGAUUUUGUGAGGCGUUGUCUUUUUGCUAAUUUUCUAAAAAUACAUGUUGUUAUUUACUUAAAUAGGGAUGGGCAAAAUUGGAACUGCAGAUCAGGAUUAGAGAAGGCUUGUAGCUGUAAACAGAGUGUCUUAAAGACUAGCCUGCUGAGUAAGACUGUUCUCCCAUCCUAAAAACAACAGCAUUAUAUGCAAGAUAAACCCAAGAAUGAUAAAUAUGAGCAAUAAAACAGUUAUAAGUAAUUGAUAAGUUCUGCUUUUAUAAGCAGCAGUAAAUUAAUGUUAAGACUGAUUAAUAGUCAGAGAAGAGCACUUCUUAAGCUGUUUUAGUAUUUGUUUGUUAUCAGCGCAUCUCUAAGGUAUUUUUUCCUUCCCUAGUGAGGCUGAAACACAGUAUUGCAUCAAUAUCAGUUCUGGAGCUUAUUGCAAAGGAGUGUGGUUGGAAAUUAAUAGCUAUUGAGUAGAGGUUUUUUUUUAGAAGUGAGCCUGUGAUAACAAAUGACACGGGAAAGAGAAAAGAGGAACAAACAUAUUCAUUGUAAAAGUUUAUGUGGCAUUUCUGUUUGAUUAAAAAACAUUCUGAAUAUUUUUUACAAUUAAAGCACAACUGCAUCAUUCCAGUUAUUUGCAUUUGCUAGGAGGGAAGUUUUUCGAAGUCCCAAAGACUUUUUCCUCCAUCCCAUAUUCUUUGUCACACAAACUUCUUCUGACAGCCAGAACUCAUUUUGCUCAAUAUCUUGAGAUUCUGAAUGCCCAAAUAAGCUUUUAAAAUGUGGUUUAUAAAUCCAUAUCAGAUCUUGAGGGUGUACGGAUAAGGAGCCCACAGGGAGAAUGCAUCUGAAGAAAGUGAAUAAAGAUUCUGUGCAUUUGGAAGUUCGAUGGUCAGGAGUGUACUAUCACUAUGUUGCAGAGUGCAAGAAUGUGCUGUAUGUGAUGUCAGUAGGAUGAGUUUUAGAAUUUAUUAUCCUCAGAGUUUUAGUGGAGUUGCAUGAGAAAUCCAUUAUUUUUGGAUGAGGGAAAGUUAUUUCAAGUGAGUUCAAUCUCCGAUUGCAGAAAAAAAAGUUGUGAAGGAAAAGGGAAAUCUACAAAUUCUUAAUGUAAAAAGGAAAGACAGAUGCCCCAUUUUUGUUCACCGUUUGACUUUUCUGGGAUAGGUCUCAGAAUUUCUCUAAGUUGAGAUGGUGAAUGCAAAACAUGUCAGUAGCUAUAAAACUUUACAAGUGAGGUACUUUUUCAAGUAGAGUUGAAUGCCUUCCAGGUGUGUGUAGGAAUAUGAUACUUCAGUGUUAGCUCUUAAAAAAAUUAAUGAUUCUAUCAUGCUUCAUUAAUAAAUAUUGUUUAGAAAUGUCUAAACUGCACGUUUGGAAGUGUUGAGUCAAAGCAAAAAGAUUCAAAGAUCUAAAGUCUGUGACAUAAUUUAGAGUUCAUGCCAUUUCUUCAGAAACAGUUCUAUAUAUGGAGUUUUCAAAAGCAAUUGCAGCCAACGGUCAUUUAUAGUUAAUUUCAGGUGCAUAAAUGCCAAGCAAAUCAUAUUAGGUUAGGCCAAGAUUGAAUUCAGUUGAUUUAGCAUGUAUUAAGAGGGAGAAUGCAUCCCCGUGCCAGUCUCUAAAUGCACUUCCUAGGAUAUCUGUGAGCACUAUGUCUUCUACUGAAGCCCAAACAAAGCCCACUCCAGGCACAAUUCGCAUCCCAGUACAUGGCAUACAUAUUUCCUUACAAUUAGCAGUUAAGUUGCAGCCAUUAAUGUUUUUGAUGUUAGAAUAUUGCUUAUUAACCUCAUACCUUGCUGCCCACUUUUAUCUGGGAUCCAGUAGACUUCAGAGUACCAAGAGAUUUUGGAACUCCUGUGAAACUGAGUGAGGUUCUGCUACCCUAAGUCUAAGUAUUUACAACUUCUGAUGGAAAAGCAAACGUGUACAUGGAGAGAAGCACAUCAGGGACAAGGGCCAGAGUUUCAAAGGGCCUUGGACUGAGCUCUGAACCAGAGGUGAGUGGGAAGAUUCAGGGACACUGCUGUACAACUCCCAUCCUUCUCCCACCCUUCCAUCUCUACUGUCUCCAUUCCUGCCCUCGGCCAUCUGCAGUGAUUUGCAUUGCAGUCCUGGUUGGGGAGGCCGUGGGAAAGUUCUUGGGAAGAACAGUCCUCUGCUCUGUGAACUGUCAUUCUCUCCAGAGAAAAGGAAUUAGGAGCGGUAUUGUCUUCCCUAGCUGAGAAAACUUGCAGAUUUUCCAUGUAAACAGUUUCUAUAAUUACCAGGAAAACAAAUCAGAGAGGCAUAGCUGUGCAGCAGGGGCAUCCUGCUUUGUAUGUGCUGCUGCGAUAAUGAAAUCCAAACCCUGCGCAACUGCAGGCGCAUUAUUCUCACUUGCUUUAAAGGUCAGCUAAGACGCUAAUUUCUCAAAUGGGCUCAUAGCUCUGAGACAUCGUAACACCAGUCGCUUCUUCCAGAAAUUGUAGUUGUCAGAGAAACUGGAUUAGUAGCUCACAGAGCUAAAAACAGGCACUGUGUGUCUGCCAGAGAAGCUUGGUUCAGGAGCAGAGGUGAAGGCAAAUCAAAGUGUCAUAACAUGGAGAAAAAGCUUUGGGUUGAGCAGUUUUUGUUGUCGCAAGUUAGCUAUAAAAUUACACUCAAAAUAACCAGAGUUGCCAACUGGAAGAAUGUCAGGAUUUAGUGUUGAUUCUGUUUUAUUCACCUUCUGGAUCCAGCCUUCAGGUGCUGCUUUAUCAACUGGCAGCAGUUGCAUGCAAUUUGUACUAUGAUUUAAGCAAUUAUUUUUACUUUUGUGUUCAGAAGCAGACCAACUUACAGUCCAGGAAUAAUCCUUUUUCUCAGAAGGAGCAGUGAAGCAGUGAGUGGCACAGGCUGCCUGGAGAGGUGCUACAGUCACUGUCCCUGGAGAUGUUCAAGAAAAGGGCAUGGGUUAGUGGGCAUGGUGGGGAUGGAUUGAUGGUUGGACUGGAUGAACAUAGUGUUCUUUUCUAACUUUAAUGAUUCUAUAAUCUUUACCACUUUCUUUAGAAAUCAAUUCUGUAGGAUGUGCCUUUUCUGUGUACCAUCUAUAAAAUCUCUGCAUUUCAGAUUUGAGGCGCUGUCAAGUGUAGGGUAUGCACAGUAACUUCUAUCAGUGAAUGAAAUUUCUGCAAAAAAUAUUAGUAAAUAUUGUAAAUAAUUUGUAAAUUCUGUGCUUUUGGCGCCCAUUGCUCAUCAUUGUCAGAGGGGAUGGGAAUACUUCUGAUUUUAGAUUUAGAUAGCAUCAGUUCCAUUUAUCUGGUGUUAUUGCAGUAUUAAGGACUGGUAGUGAAACAGGAAUGUCAGGACAAGCAGCACCAGCAGUUGUCUGUGUUUCACAUCCUACACGUUGUGCACGCAUUUCAUGUUAUACUUUAUAUUAUAGAACAUAAUAUGACAAAAUAUACAGAAAAAUGUUUGGGAAUUAAAAACACAAAUAUGUGGAUGCUGCAGUGCCUGAUAGCUAUCCUGAGAUAGUUUUGUCGUUUACUUCUGGGAUCAUUCUGAGCUGUCACGCAUCCUUGGCAUCCGUCCUUGUUUUGGUGGAAGGCAUGAUCUUCUCCAGCCCUAUAGCUGAUACUAAUCAGCUAUGUUUGGAGCUCUUACAGACAACUGUGGAAAAGUAACUCAGUGCUACUUACUGAUAAAGUUCUUGUGAUUUAUAUUUCUUUAGUGAGAUAAAUCAAUGAUUACAAGACUUUUUCAAAAACAAGCCAGUGUUAUUGGCAUAGACUUCACAGCUUGGACUCAUCAAGUCAUGAUUCAGACUCAUCCCAAAGUCUCUGAGUACAUGCUGAACUUUGCUUGCAGAAUUCUCCUGAAAGAACGAUCACAAUUUAAAAGUUUUUUUUGUCUCCAUACUGUCUGACCCCUCACUCCUCCCAUCCAAAGGAAAACUCAUGAAAGUUAUGAAACUUUGAAUAGGAAACCUCAUGUUUCUGCUACUUAGAUCUGUCACUUUCCUCCAGGAGUCAAAUACAGUUCUCAAAUUGAUGGUUUACCUGGCAAUUUGUUCAGACUCAUCUAAAUUUCCUCUGCAGGUAACUCCAGAAUGAUUACUCUUUGAUGCCUUAGAGAACUAUCUUUUGCCUUUUCCCUUUGAUUUCAGUGUUGCCAAAGUAAAACCUGAGGGCUAAUUUCUGUCUGAGCUGCUUCAAACACCUCAUGUAACAGGGCCAGAUAUGUGCAGAGGUAAGAUGUAGCUACAAGUAAGAAAUCUGGUUUAUUUUAGGGAGGAGAAUGUUCACCUGAGUCUGUGGUACUCAGUUUUAGGAGUAGGAAUUUAGGAGUUAUCAGCCAUUAGUGGUCAACUGUUUGCUCAGAGCAGAGCAAAGGGAAGGAGCAGUUCAGUGAAGUUUUACUCUCAGCUUUCUGGUGGCUGAGAAUUGCCCCUUGUUUCUCACUUCUCUGUUUUGCAAACUGGAUGAAAGUAUUUAGUAUCCUAAAAUGUGAAUACUGACCAACUCAAAGUCUGCUCUCCAGGAAAUGGGCCAAUCUUGCCUGAAUGCCAAUGAGUUCUGAAAAUUGAUUUUACUGUGUUCUGUAACACUGUAAUGCUGCAAGUACGUGCGCAAGUAAUGCAGCCCUACGUAAUGGGAUUACAGCUUUGCACUAUCAACAAAGAAUGCUUACCAUAAAGGUAAUGUUGGAUGUCAUUAAGUAAUACUGGAGCUCUGACAGGGUUUAGAGCACUGUGGUGUUUGUGAACAGUAGUAGUUUGCAUAGGAUUUCUUGUAGAGCUGAUGGUAACCCAACUAACAGCAAUAUUUCUGUUUCAGUAAUGUAUAGGAGAGGUAGAGUGGUAUCUCUGUACACUUCUGUUACCUUAAUGGUUAUGAGAUCAAUUUAGUACUACAUGAAUCUGGUAUUAUUUUCAAACUGUGACCUGUAAUCUUCUAGGAAAAAAUAUGGCAGGUUAGACUCUUACUGGGAGCUCGUGGACAAAAAAGCUCAGCAAAGCAUGUAAGCCAAGAUCUUCCCACACUGAAACCAAUGGAGUAACAACAAAACCCAGACUGGUUUCUUACUUUUCCUAGCUGUCAAGAAAGGAAUCCACCUACCAAAAGAAACAGAACCCGCGCAAAAUAUCUCAUGCUGCAUUUCAGUUUUGUUAUUGUGAAUUUAUUUGGCAUUUAAUGGUCUGGAAGUUACAGUACCUCUGGUUGAAAAUUACUGUUUCAGUUAUGGCUGUUCCCCAGACCAACUGAACUUAUUAUUAACCAAAGACUUAUCUACUUGAAAACAAAGCAGUGAAGUUUGGUUCUAUCAUUUGUGACUUUGACUGGAAGCAGCUGAAGUGCGCAAUACAUGUACUGACCAAACCUGUGUCGUGUCAUUCAGCAAGAAUUAUUCAAGGCUGCAGCACUGGUAUAGCACAGCAGAAUUCAGUAUUAGUCCCUCUGAGGAAACACAAAUCUAUGUAAUAAAUUGAUGUGCCAUAUGUGUAGGCCAUGGGAAAAUUGUGCGUGCAGUGAAUUACAUACAGGCUUAAAAGCUUUAACAUUUGUACUGCUCUUCCUAUAAUAGAAUGUAUAUCUUGAUAGCUGUGACCCUAUGAGCUUCUGACAAAUAUGUAAGCUAAAGUUUAUUCUUCUUGUUUUAAAACUGACUUUCUGUGAAUUGUUGUUCACACAGUCCUCCACAGAACAAGGAAUCUUUCUCCAUGUGUUGCUGGAAAACAAAAAAGCAGACGCUAUCUGUAAACCUUGCAGGCUGGAGAGAUCAAUCAGGGGAUGUUGGUCCUGAAUCUCUUUCUGGCGAGUUGCUUUUUUUUUUUUUUUUUUUUUUCUCUCCACUAAAUGCAAACAGUAAAAAGGCCAAUAAUCUGGGCCUUCUUUAGAAGAAACAAAACAUAUAUUCAUGGCCUUCUUCUGGUCAGCUUCUGUUGAUACUUUUGUCUUUCUACUUCCUUUCACUUAAACUUUGAUGUUAUGAGUCUUGCUGACUAUAGCAAUGGAGGGCAGUUUGCUUUCUUUGCGCUUCCUUUAUCCAAAGAAUUAAAGGUCUCAAAAAAGAAGAAGAAACUUUACAGAACACAUGCAGACAUGUUGUUAACAGAGAGUGGAAAGGUAAAACAGCCUUCUAAAAACAUUCCAGUUUAUCUUUUAAUGACAUGCCUGCACUGCAUUGGGGCUUCACAUUUUGCUUUCAUAGUGUGACCUGCUAUAAUGUUGUUUGUUACAAUGAGGUUCUUCUAGAUUGUCCAAGAAAUUUUACUGUUUGUCACUAUAUUAGAAACAUAACGUACACUCUAUAAGGAAAGCAAUAUACAAUAUACUAUACAUCUUCUAUUUCAAUGCCUCUAGUUUUAGGCUAGUAUUCAUAUAAAUGUUUAUAAACAAAAUACAGAUUUUAUUGUUCAUUACAGGACCAAGCAAAGAAGUUUUGCCUUGUCUGAGUACUAAAGGUUGUCUAAACAGUAACAUUUCUCUUCAACAACUUCUCUUUUCUCAUGCUUCUAGUUAACUUGUGGCGGUUAUCCUACCCCAAUCCUUCAUAAAUGCGUUUGAAAGGGAAAGUAAUGAGCUCUCUUAGCGCAUGAUCUUUGCACAGUACCUGAUUCAUAAAUAAAUCUAUAAUCUCAUUUAUGAGUUGCUAGUUACCAACAGAACAGCAGAGAUCCCUCUGAAAUUCAGCUGAGUGCAUUCUGAAGAACCUUGCGUUACCUACUCAGUUUUGCAAAAUUUCUUUUUAGAAGGCAUAUUUUCUGAAGCUUUUGAUGUGGAUACGGCCUUCAUCAAAAAUUGUUCUAAUUUCUGCUUCCUGUUUUAUCUUGAAGUUUAAUGAUAUGGAGAAUUUAUUUUAACAAAAUCAUAUGGGUUUCCUUCAAGAGAGUUCUCACUUCAUUUGACCUAUUCCUCAGGUAGGUAGCUUGCAUUAAUUACUUUUUAUCAUAUUAGUAACAUAAUAACCAGUAAAAAAUUUUGGGUUUUUUUCCAGAGAAACUAUACAGAAGAACAUUUUCUUCCUGAUUGUGACCAGGAUAACCAACUUAUAUAUUUCAGAGAGAAAUCAGUGAAUAGUGAUCAAAUAAGAUACUGUUACAACAAAUCCAGAAGUUUUAUAUACAGAGAGAGUUGAAAAGGGAAGUUACCUGGUUACUUUAUCCAAUCAUUCUGAAAAUGCAAUUCAGCUGCCAGGUCUGACUUCAGUCAUCACAAAUGUAGUGUAUUCCAUGGAAAACGUUGUCAGAGCUUUGCUUUCUAAGCACUGCAAUAACAUGGUUUGAAAAGUACCAGCUCAUUCGCACUUCCAGGUGCUCAAGAUACCACCCAGACAGUACUUACUAUUUUUCUCCAACCACUCAGAAAGUUAGUGUGAAUCUAUGUCUCUGCAUUACUCCAGUACCACAAGUGGGGAGUGCAUCGGGUAGUUUGCUGCAAGCUUGCUUUCCCAUGCAAUGAAAUGGAUGAGUAACUGCUUCAUCACUUCUGUGAUAACUUUUUUUUUUUUUUUUGUCUGCUUUUUUUUAUUUGACACCUCUUCAACUGUGUCAUUAGCUCUGUCUGGCUGCUAGAAGUCUGCUGGAUAAAGGCUAGACUACAGACAUGCACAAAAACUCUGUAUUUCAGAUUAGAGUAGUUUUGUAUGGGUAUGUUGAGCUUUCUGCUAGGAGGAGACCAAGUUUGCAAAUGUACUUGGCUCAUCUCAGCCAGUGGAGCUGAUGUUUAUAGGCACAACAGAUGCUGACAUGCUGCUCACCUAGCACAGACACGUGGUCAUGCAUUUCACUCUGGUGAAUCCUUGGGUAAAAAAUGAAAUUUGCAGCAUUUUAGAUUUUGUAUGUAAAGUAGUACAUGACUUCUACUGUGUGCUCUCUGUUUUAUGAAAUAUUUUGGAACAAAAAAGAUAAUGGGAGAGAGGGUGUGAAGUGUGAGGACAGUUGUGAUGUAGAACUCAUUUGUCAAAAUUUGUGUUCUUUUAAAACUUGUUUCCUAUUGCCACAUGUGAAAGUGACACCAUUCAAAUACAACGGUCAGUGCUGAUCUUUGGUCUUAUAGAAGAUGUACCUGAGCUCGGCAGGUAACUAUUUACUGAGUAGCUACAGCACUGCUGUGGGGCAGGAGGUGACUGUCCUUUUUAAUAAGCAUUAUUUGAUGAUUAAUUGCUGAAGUGAUUAAUAUCCAAAUUCCAUAUUGGGAUUCAGCAAAUAAGGUGCAUUUUCCACAAAUCAAGGCUUUGUGAAUUUUGAAUGCUACAGUGAAUCAGGAGUGAUCUGUAGUGGUCCUAAGCCUCCACUAAUAAAUCAGGUUGUUACAGCACAGUCAAAGCCUUUGUCAGCGUUGCCAUGCCCAAAACCAAGUGUUCUGAACAACUACAGACCAGACUUCUCCCUCAUCCUUGCAAUGAAAAACCACUGGGCUGUUAUUAUAGCUAAUAGGAGUCCUUGGGCAAAGCAAAAAGCUUUGAAACCAUAUCCCACCCUCCUUGCUGUGUAAGACAUCAAUGGUCUGAUCCUGCAAGCGUUGUAUUUGCUGGGUAAUGCUUAGUCUGCUAACAGAACCAUAAUCCGGCGCACUGGUGUAAAGCGCUCUGUGUGGAGCAACACAGCACUUCCCCUGACCUGCAUCUGGAUUUUACGUGUGGUUACAUGGGCCAGUUAGGCUGCAGUCCUGCAUGUGCUGAAGUGAAAAGGUAACAAAAGGGAUGCGGGGGGCCUCAAAGUGUAAUUUAGCCUUCUGCAAACACUGUGAGCGAGGGUGGUGGGACUGCAGCCAUACCUCAUGCAUGGGUGGCUGGAGAGAGGGGUCAACACCCAGUACAUAAUGCAGCAUUUCAGAUAUAUAAGGACUUAUUUUUCCAUCUGUUCUGCCCACAUUCCUGCAUAUUUUAUGAAUCAGGUCUGUGAUCAAUGGUUUGACCAAAUUGUUUCCUGAGGUUUUGUGAGGGUUACUAUCUCUUUGGUUUGCAAUGUAAAUAAUACUGUACAUCUGCUAUUUUAUGAUACAAAUGCCCUGUGAAUUGCUUAUUUUUAAAAUGUUACAGCUCUGCCAUGUUUAUUUACAAUGCCAUCUUACAGUAUUGGUUUAAUAUACAAUGUAUCUGUAUGGCAUGAAUUAAAUUGAUUAUAUUUUACCAAUAUUUAUCAAUAUUUUAUAUUGAUAAAAAUAUCAAUUUUUUUUCUAAGAUUAUUAUGCUUCAUCCUAUGCAGUAUCAUAAAUGUUUCUUAAGUGGCUCAUUAUGUCUGGAAAUGUUGCUUCCAUUUCGUAGUGCAGACAUAAGAACCAAUAUUCCUGAUCAAAAUCGUCAGAUAUAUCAUCUACUAAUUUCAGAUUAGAAAGACAUGUACAAAUAUGUAAGCAUUUAUAGGUGAUCUGAACAUCCACUGUAUCUUCCUUGCUUUUCAUGUAAUGAUAUAUUUUAAUCAUUUUGUAUAAUUUUUAUUUGUAAUUAAUUGUGAGUCAUACACAGUGUAAAUAAUAUUUCAUUAUGCAAGAUUUCUAGGUAAUCAAGAUGACAAAAAAAAGUGAAUUUGUAUAUGAGAAGGAUUUGAUGGUAGAUUGGGAUGACAUAAAAUAAAGUGGUGAUGACUAUGUUCUGUUUACACUGUUCAAUUCCAAACCAUGUUAAAGAAAAAACCCAAACAUUUUGUUUGCCCUUUAAUGUCCUACCAGCUAUUUGCAGCAUAUUUACAUCAAUAAAUCAUGCAAAAGUCUAUUAAAAUUCACGAUGAA